AUGGCGUUCCCGGACCGGGCGCGCAGCCCGGAGCGCGUUCACGGGGGGGCGCGCGGCGGGGGCCACGCCAACCGGACCUUCGUGUUCGACGACGGCCGAUGCGGCGCCAGGCUGCCCGGCGCCGGGGACGGCGCGCCCCUGGACACCGCCGGCCGCACGAUGAGCGCCCUGGACUCGGAGGUGAUGCCCUUGCCGCCGCGGUACCGCUUCCGGGACCUGCUGCUGGGCGACCCGUCCUUCCAGAACGACGACAGGGUGCAGGUGGAGUUCUACGUCAACGAGAACACCUUCAAGGAGAGGCUAAAGCUGUUCUUCAUCAAAAACCAAAGAUCCAGCCUGAGGAUCCGGCUGUUCAACUUCUCCCUGAAGCUGCUGACCUGCCUGCUGUACAUGGUCCGCGUCCUGCUGGACGACCCGGCCCUGGGGAUCGGAUGCUGGGGCUGCCCGAAGCAGAAUUACACCUUCAAUGAGUCAUCCUCCGAGAUCAAUUGGGCCCCCAUCCUGUGGGUGGAGAGGAAGAUGGCUCUGUGGGCCAUUCAGGUCACCGUGGCCAUAAUCAGCUUCCUGGAGACCAUGCUCCUCAUUUACCUCAGCUACAAAGGCAACAUCUGGGAGCAGAUCUUCCGCGUGUGCUUCGUCCUGGAGAUGAUCAGCACGCUGCCUUUCAUCAUCACGAUAUUCUGGCCGCCGCUGCGGAACCUGUUCAUCCCUGUGUUUCUGAACUGCUGGCUGGCCAAGCACGCCCUGGAGAACAUGAUCAACGACUUCCACCGCGCCAUCCUGCGCACGCAGUCGGCCAUGUUCAACCAGGUCCUCCUCCUCUUCUGCACCCUGCUGUGCCUGGUCUUCACGGGGACCUGCGGCAUCCAGCACCUGGAGCGCGCGGGCGACAACCUGUCCCUCCUGACGUCCUUCUACUUCUGCAUUGUCACCUUCUCCACCGUGGGCUACGGAGACGUGACACCGAAGAUCUGGCCGUCGCAGCUGCUGGUGGUCAUCAUGAUCUGCGUGGCCCUCGUGGUCCUCCCGCUGCAGUUUGAGGAGCUCGUCUACCUGUGGAUGGAGCGGCAGAAGUCGGGGGGCAACUACAGCCGCCACCGGGCCCAGACGGAGAAGCACGUGAUCCUCUGCGUCAGCUCCCUCAAGAUCGACCUGCUCAUGGACUUUCUGAAUGAGUUCUGCCACCCGCGGCUGCAGGACUAUUACGUGGUCAUCCUGUGCCCCACCGAGAUGGACAUCCAGGUUCGCAGGGUCCUGCAGAUCCCCCUGUGGUCCCAGCGGGUCAUCUACCUCCAGGGCUCCGCGCUCAAGGACCAGGACCUCAUGCGGGCCAAGAUGGACAAUGGGGAGGCCUGCUUCAUCCUCAGCAGCCGAAAUGAGGUGGACCGCACCGCGGCGGACCACCAGACCAUCCUGCGCGCCUGGGCCGUGAAGGACUUUGCCCCCAACUGUCCCCUCUACGUCCAGAUUCUCAAACCUGAGAACAAGUUUCACGUCAAGUUUGCAGAGCACGUGGUGUGUGAGGAGGAGUGCAAGUACGCCAUGCUGGCCCUGAACUGCAUCUGUCCGGCCACCUCCACCCUCAUCACCCUGCUGGUGCACACGUCCCGCGGCCAGGAAGGCCAGGACUCGCCGGAGCAGUGGCAGCGCAUGUACGGACGCUGCUCGGGCAACGAGGUCUACCACGUGCGCAUGGGGGACAGCAAGUUCUUCCGCGAGUACGAGGGCAAGAGCUUCACCUACGCCGCCUUCCACGCGCACAAGAAGUACGGCGUGUGCCUCAUCGGCCUGAAGCGGGAGGAGAACAAGAGUAUCCUGCUGAACCCGGGGCCGCGGCACAUCCUGGCCGCCUCCGACACCUGCUUCUACAUCAACAUCACCAAGGAGGAGAACUCGGCCUUCAUCUUCAAGCGGGAGGAAAAGCAGAAGAAGAAGGGCUUCGCGGGGCAGGGGCUGUACGAGGGGGCGCCCCGCCUGCCGGUGCACAGCGUCAUCGCCUCCAUGGGGACAGUGGCCAUGGACCUCCAGAACACAGAGUGUCGGCCGGCACAGAGCGGCGGGGGCGGCGGGGCCAGCAAGCUGGCGCUCCCCACGGAGAAUGGCUCGGGCAGCCGGCGGCCCAGCAUCGCGCCCGUGCUGGAGGUGGCUGACAGUUCCACCCUGCUGCCCUGCGACCUGCUGAGUGACCAGUCAGAGGACGAGAUGACGCCGUCGGACGAUGAGGGGCCGUCCGUGGUGGAGUACGUGAAGGGCUACCCCCCCAACUCGCCCUACAUCGGCAGCUCCCCCACUCUGUGCCACCUCCUGCCCGUGAAAGCCCCCUUCUGCUGCCUGCGGCUGGACAAGGGCUGCAAGCACAACAGUUACGAGGACGCCAAGGCCUACGGCUUCAAGAACAAGCUGAUCAUCGUGUCGGCGGAGACGGCGGGCAACGGGCUGUACAACUUCCUCGUGCCGCUCCGGGCCUACUACCGGCCCCGCAGGGAGCUCAACCCUGUCGUGCUGCUGCUGGAUAACAAGCCCGACCACCACUUCCUGGAGGCCAUCUGUUGCUUUCCCAUGGUCUACUACAUGGAGGGCUCCGUGGACAACCUGGACAGCCUGCUGCGCUGCGGCAUCGUCUACGCCGACAACCUGGUGGUGGUGGACAAGGAGAGCACCAUGAGCGCCGAGGAGGACUACAUGGCGGACGCCAAGACCAUCGUCAACGUGCAGACCAUGUUCCGGCUCUUCCCCAGCCUCAGCAUCACCACGGAGCUCACCCACCCGUCCAACAUGCGAUUCAUGCAGUUUCGCGCCAAGGACAGCUACUCUCUGGCUCUUUCCAAACUGGAAAAGAGGGAGCGGGAGAACGGCUCCAACCUGGCCUUCAUGUUCCGCCUGCCCUUCGCCGCCGGCCGCGUCUUCAGCAUCAGCAUGCUGGACACGCUGCUCUAUCAGUCCUUCGUGAAGGACUACAUGAUCCCCAUCACCAGGCUGCUGCUGGGCCUGGACACCACGCCCGGCUCCGGCUACCUCUGCGCCAUGAAGGUCACGGAGGACGACCUGUGGAUCCGCACGUACGGCCGCCUGUUCCAGAAGCUGUGCUCCUCCAGCGCCGAGAUCCCCAUCGGGAUCUACAGGACCGAGUGCCACGUCUUCUCCUCCUCGGAGCCGCACGACCUCAGGGCUCAGUCCCAGGUCUCGGUGAGCGUGGAGGACGGCGAGGACACACGGGAGGCCAGGGGGCCCUGGGGCGCGCGGGCAGGCGCGGGCAGCGGCGGCACCCUCGGCCGGCACACGGUGGGUGGCGACCCGGCCGAGCACCCGCUCCUGCGGCGCCAGAGCCUGCCGUGGGCGCGGAGGCUGAGCCGCAAGGGCGCCCGGCACCCGGGAAAGGCGGCCGAGUGGGUGAGCCAGCAGCGGCCCGGCCUGUGCCAGCGCUCCGAGCGCCAGGAGCUCUCCGAGCUGGUCAAGAACCGCAUGAAGCACCUGGGGCUGCCCACCACCAGCUACGAUGAGAUGAAUGACCACCAGAACACCCUCUCCUACGUGCUCAUCAACCCGCCGCCCGACACGCGACUGGAGCCCAACGACAUCGUGUAUCUCAUCCGUUCCGACCCCCUGGCCCAUGUGGCCAGCAGCUCCCAGAGCCGAAAGAACAGCUGCAGCCACAAGCUGGCCUCCUGCAACCCCGAGACACGGGAUGAGACGCAGCUCUGA
This is a messenger RNA of Hippopotamus amphibius kiboko, 3702 nucleotides long. It is a transcript of the gene KCNT1, whose product is annotated as potassium sodium-activated channel subfamily T member 1. The record is from RefSeq and is a predicted model, not a curated record. Gene Ontology annotation, cellular component: membrane. Gene Ontology annotation, molecular function: intracellular sodium-activated potassium channel activity. Gene Ontology annotation, biological process: potassium ion transport. NCBI's taxonomy places the organism in Eukaryota, Metazoa, Chordata, Mammalia, Artiodactyla, Hippopotamidae.